AUGGGGGUCGCCGCCGGCUGCAGCGCCCACCUGGGGCCGGCGCCCGCGGGCCGCCUGCCGCGCGCCCUGCUCCUGCUUCAGCUGCUGCUGCUUGUCGUGGCCCCGGGGACCGCGCAGGCCCAGGCCGCGGAGUUCCCGGAGCUGUGCAGUUUUAUAUGGGAAGCUGUUGAUACCAAAAAUAGCAUACUUUAUAAAAUCAGCAUCUGUGGAAAUGUGGACAUCGGUCAGUGUGGGCCGUCCAGUGCUGUUUGUAUGUACGACUUGAAGACUGGCACCUACCGCUCAGUGGGCGACUCUCUUUUGAAAAGUGCAACCAGGUCACUUCUGGAAUUCAACACGACCCACAGCUGUGAUCAGCAAGGCACAGGCCACAGAAUCCAGAGCAGCAUCACCUUCCUGUGUGGGAAAACCCUGGGAACUCCUGAAUUUGUGACUGCCACAGAGUGUGUGCAUUACUUUGAGUGGAGGACCACUGCAGCCUGCAAGAAGGACAUCUUUAAAGCUAAUAAAGAGGUGCCGUGCUAUGUGUUUGACAAAGAGUUAAAGAAGCAUGAUUUAAAUCCGCUCAUCAAGAUAAGUGGUGGCUACUUGGUGGACGACUCUGAUCCGGACACUUCUCUAUUCAUCAAUGUCUGUAGGGACAUAGACUCACUCCGGAAUUCGAGUCCACAGUUGCGGGCCUGUCCUGCUGGCACUGCUGCCUGCCUACUGAGAGGGGACCAGGCAUUCGACGUUGGCCAGCCCAAGGAGGGACUGAAGCGAGUGAGCGAAGACAGGCUUGUCCUGAGUUACGUGAAGGAAGGGCCAGGAAAGCCAGACUUCUGUGACGGUCACAGCCCCGCAGUGACGAUUACAUUCAUGUGCCCUUCGGAGCGGAGAGAGGGCACCAUUCCUAAACUCACUGCUAAAUCCAAUUGCCGUUAUGAAAUCGAGUGGAUUACCGAGUACGCCUGCCACAGGGAUUACCUGGAGAGCAAAAACUGUUCUCUGAGCAGUGCACAGCACGACAUCGCCGUGGACCUCAGACCCCUGGCCCAGCCUGGAGGGUCCCCCUAUGCUUCUGAUGGAAACGAGUAUACGUUUUAUGUGAACGUCUGUGGAGAAGCCGAGAUUCCGGUCUGCAAUAACAAAGGGGCUGCAGUUUGCCAAGUGAAAAAAAAGGAUACCACUCAGGUUAAAGCAGCAGGGAGACACCAGAGCCAGAUCCUCCGGUACUCCGAUGGAGACCUCACACUGAUAUAUUUUGGAGGCGAUGAAUGUAGCUCUGGUUUUCAGCGGAUGAGUGUCAUAAACUUUGAGUGCAAUGAAACUGCAGGUAACGACGGGAAGGGAGAGCCUGUGUUCACCGGCGAGGUGGACUGCACCUACUUCUUCACCUGGGACACGAGGUACGCCUGUGUCAAGGAGAAGGAAGACCUGCUCUGCAGGGCCAGCGAUGGGAAGAAGCGUUACGACCUGUCUGCGCUGGCCCGCCACUCAGAAUCAGAACAGAACUGGGAAGCCGUGGUCGGCAGCCAGACGGAAGCAGAAAAGAAGCAUUUCUUCAUCAAUGUGUGUCACAGGGUGCUGCCAAAGGGCAAGGCCACAAGCUGCCCGGAGGACGCUGCUGUGUGUGCCGUGGAUAAGACUGGAAGCAAGAAUCUGGGGAAAUUUGUCUCCUCGCCCACAAAAGAGAAAGGAAACAUCCAGCUUUCUUACUCAGAUGGUGAUGAUUGUGGUGGUGACAAGAAAAUAGCAACUAACAUCACACUCAUGUGCAAGCCAGGUGAUCUGGAGAGUGGCCCGGUGUUGAGAGCUUCCAGGGAUGAUGGUUGCUUCUACGAGUUUGAGUGGCACACGGCAGCUGCCUGCGUGCUGUCGAGGACAGAAGGGGAGAACUGCACCGUCUUUGAUUCCCAGGCAGGGUUUUCUUUUAAUUUGUCACCGCUCACAAAGAAAAAUGGUGCCUACAAAGUUGAGACGGCCGAGUAUGACUUCUACAUCAACGUCUGUGGAGCAGUGUCCGAGGACUCCUGUCAGCCAGACGCCGGGGCCUGCCAGGUGGCAAAGAGUGAUAAGAAGUCGUGGAACUUGGGACUGAGUAAUGCUAAGCUUUCGUAUUAUGAUGGGAUGAUCCAGUUGAACUACAGAGACGGCACACCCUACAACAACGAAAAGCACACUCCGAGGUCAACACUCAUCACUUUUCUUUGCGAUCGAGAAGCUGGAGUUGGUUUCCCUGAAUACCAGGAAGAGGACAGCUCUACCUACAACUUUCGGUGGUACACCAGUUAUGCCUGCCCAGAGGAGCCCCUGGAGUGUGUGGUGACGGACCCCUCCACGCUGGAGCAGUACGAUCUGUCCAGUCUAGCAAAGUCUGAAGGUGGUCACGGAGGGAACUGGUAUGCCAUGGACAACUCAGGGGAGCAUGUCACUUGGAGGAAGUACUACAUAAAUGUGUGCCGGCCCCUGAAUCCUGUGCCGGGCUGUGAUCGGUACACAUCCGCCUGCCAGAUGAAGUAUGAGAAAGAUCAGGGCUCCUUCACCGAGGUGGUGUCUGUCAGUAACCUGGGAGUUGCCAAGGCGGGCCCCGUGGUGGAGGAGAGCGGCAGCCUCCUCCUGGAGUACGUGAACGGCUCAGCCUGUACCACCAGUGAUGGCCAGCUGACCACCUACAGCACCAGGAUUCACCUCAUCUGCUCCAGGGGGAGCCUGAACACCCACCCGAUAUUUUCUCUCAACUGGGGAUGUGUGGUCAGUUUCCUGUGGAAUACGGAGGCUGCCUGCCCUGUGCAGACGAUGACGGACACCGACCAGGCCUGCUCUAUAAGGAACCCCAACACUGGGUUUGUGUUUGAUCUCAAGCCACUCAACAGCUCCGAAGGAUACGUGGUCUCAGGCAUUGGGAAGACCUUUGUGUUCAACGUGUGCGGCACGAUGCCCCUCUGCGGGACCUUCGGUGGGAAACCAGCUUCUGGCUGUGAGGCAGCCACCCAGACAGGAGAGCUGAAGAACCUGAGGCCGGAAAGGCCCGUUGGAUUCGAGAAGAGCCUCCAGCUGUCCACUGGGGGCUUCCUGACCCUAACCUAUAAAGGGGCUCCUCCUGCUGACAGAGGCACUGUGUUUAUCAUCCGCUUCCUCUGCAACGCUGACGUCUACCCAGGAACCCCCAGAUUCCUGCACCAGGACAUCGACUCCACACGAGGCAUCCGCAGCACCUUCUUUGAGUUUGAGACGGCCUUGGCCUGUGUGCCUUCUCCAGUGGAUUGCCAAGUCACCGACUCGGCCGGUAACGAGUACGACCUGAGCGCCUUGAGUGCUGUCAGGAAGCCGUGGACGGCGGUGGACACCUCCGCGGGUGGGAGGAAGAGGACCUUCUACCUGAGCGUCUGCAACCCCCUGCCUUAUGUGCCCGGCUGUCAUGGCAGCGCAGUGGGGUCAUGCCUGGUGUCAGAGGACAACAGCUGGAACCUGGGUGUGGUGCAGAUUAGCCCCCAGAUGGCGGCAAACGGGUCCCUGAGCAUCGUGUAUGUCAACGGCGAUAAAUGUGGGACUCAGCGCUUCUCCACCAGGAUCACGUUCGAGUGUGCUCAGACCUCGGGGUCUCCCACGUUCCAGCUGCUGGACGACUGUGAGUACGUGUUUGUGUGGAGGACGGUGGAGGCCUGUCCCGUGGUCAGGGCGGAAGGGGACAACUGCCAGGUGAAGGACCCCAGGCACGGCAACCUGUAUGACCUGAGGCCUCUGGGCCUCCAGGACACCGUGGUGAGCGCCGGCGAGUACAACUACCACUUCCGCGUCUGUGGGAAGCUGUCCUCAGACGUCUGCCCCACCCCUGACAGGUCCAAGGUGGUCGCGUCGUGUCAGGAAAAGCAGGGGCCGGAGGGAUUUCACAAAGUGGCAGGUCUCCUUACUCAGAAGCUGACUUAUGAAAAUGGGUUGUUGAAGAUGAACUACACCGGGGGCGACACCUGCCAUCAGGUGUACCAGCGCUCCACCACCAUCUUCUUCUACUGUGACCGGACCACACAGAAGCCAGUGUUCCUGAGGGAGACUUCGGAUUGCUCCUACCUGUUUGAGUGGCGAACACAGCACGCCUGCCCACCCUUCAGUGUGAUUGAGUGUUCGUUCAAGGAUGGGGCUGGCAAUUCCUAUGACCUCUCACCCCUGUCGAGAUACAGCGACAACUGGGAGGCGGUGACCAGGACGGGGGCCACUGAGCACUACCUCAUCAAUGUUUGCAAGUCUCUGGCUCCACAGGCCGGCACUGAGCCGUGCCCUCCAGAGGCGGCCGUGUGUCUGCUGGAUGGCUCCAAGCCUGUGAACCUUGGCAGGGUAAGGGACAGUCCUCAGUGGAGAGACGGCGUCGUUGUCCUAAAGUACACGGAUGGCGACUUGUGUCCAGACAAGAUUCGGAAAAAGUCGGCCACCCUCCGGUUCACCUGCAGCGAGAGCCAAGCGAAUUCCAGGCCCCUGUUCAUCAGCGCCGUGGAGGAGUGCGAGUACACCUUCUCUUGGCCCACGGCCGCCGCCUGCCCCGUGAGGAGCAGUGUGCACGACGACUGCCAGGUCACCAACCCCAGCACAGGACACCUCUUCGACCUGAGCUCUCUGAGUGGCAGAACUGGUUUCACGGCUGCCUACAGCGAGAAGGGGCUCGUCUACAUGAGCAUCUGUGGGGACAAUGAAAACUGCGCUCCUGGUGUGGGGGCUUGCUUCGGACAGACCAGGAUCAGCGUGGGCAAGGCCAGCAAGAAGCUGAGCUACGUGGAUCAGGUGCUACAGCUGGUGUACGAGGAUGGGUCCCCGUGUCCCUCCAAGUCUGGCCUGAGCUAUAAGAGUGUCAUCAGCUUUGUGUGCAGGCCUGAGGCUGGGCCCACAAACAGGCCCAUGCUCAUUUCCCUGGACAAACAGACGUGCACCCUCUUCUUCUCCUGGCACACGCCCCUGGCCUGCGAGCAAGCGACAGAGUGUUCCGUGAGGAACGGAAGCUCCAUUAUCGACUUGUCCCCGCUCAUCCACCGCACUGGUGGUUACGAGGCCUACGACGAGAGUGAGGAUGACACCUCCGACACCAACCCGGACUUCUACAUCAACAUUUGCCAGCCGCUGAAUCCGAUGCACGGGGUGCCCUGUCCCGCAGGGUCUGCGGUGUGCAAAGUUCCAGUCAGUGGCCCCCCGAUAGAUAUUGGCCGGGUCACAGGCCCUCCAAUCCUCAAUCCAGUGGCCAAUGAAAUUUACCUGAAUUUUGAAAGCAGCACUCCAUGCCUAGCGGACAGGCAUUUCAACUACACCUCGCUCAUUGCCUUCCACUGCAAGAGAGGCGUCAGCAUGGGAACUCCUAAGCUGAUAAGGACCAGCGAGUGUGAUUUUGUGUUUGAGUGGGAGACGCCGAUCGUCUGUCCGGACGAGGUGAAGACAGAGGGCUGCGCCCUGACGGACGAGCAGUUGCUCUACAGCUUCAACCUUUCCAGCCUCUCCAGGAGCACCUUCAAGGUGACGCGAGGGUCACGCACGUAUAGCGUGGGGGUGUGCACCGCGGCAGCGGGCCCGGAGCAGGGUGGCUGCAAGGACGGUGGCGUCUGCCUGCUGUCCGGGAGCAAGGGGGCGUCCUUUGGUCGGCUGGCAUCCAUGCAGCUGGAUUACAGGCACCAGGACGAAGCGGUCAUUCUGAGCUACGUGAAUGGCGACACUUGUCCUCCAGAAACGGAGGCGGGCGACCCCUGCGUCUUCCCCUUCACGUUCAACAGGAAGAGCUACGAGGAGUGUGUCCUGGAGGGUCGGGCGAGGCUUUGGUGCAGCACCACCGCCGACUACGACCGGGACCACGAGUGGGGCUUCUGCAGGCAGACCAACAGCCACCGGACGUCUGCGAUCAUAUUUAAGUGUGACGAAGACGAGGAUGUCGGGAGGCCGCAGGUCUUCAGUGAAGUCCGUGGGUGUGAGGUGACAUUUGAGUGGAAGACGAAGGUCGUGUGCCCGCCCCGGAAGAUGGAGUGCAAGUUCGUUCAGAAGCACAAGACCUAUGACCUACGGCUGCUCUCCUCCCUCACUGGGUCCUGGUUCUUCGUCCACGAAGGAACCUCGUACUUCAUAAAUCUGUGCCAGAGAAUAUACAAGGGGCCACUGGACUGCUCGGAAAGAGCCAGCGUCUGCAAGAAGAGUGCGUCUGGUCAAGUGCAGGUCUUGGGACUCGUCCACACGCAAAGGCUGGAUGUCAUAGAUGACAAAGUUGUUGUCACUUACACAAAAGGCUAUCGCUGUGGUGAAAAUAAGACUGCGUCCUCUGUGAUAGAGCUGACCUGUGCAAAGACAGUGGGCAGGCCUGCAUUCAAGAGGUUUGAUAUCGAUAGCUGCACCUACUACUUCCGCUGGGACUCGCGGGCUGCCUGCGCUGUGAGGCCGCAGGAGGUGCAGAUGGUGAACGGGACCCUCACCAACCCUGUGAAUGGCAAGAGCUUCAGCCUUGGGGAUAUUUAUUUUAAGUUGUUCAGUGCCUCUGGGGACAUGAGAACCAACGGGGACAACUACCUGUAUGAGAUCCAGCUCUCUUCCAUCACCGGCUCCACUAACCCCGCGUGCUCCGGAGCCAACAUCUGCCAGGUCAAGCCCAAUGACGAGCACUUCAGUAGGAAAGUGGGCACCUCCGACAGAACUAAGUACUACGUGCAAGAUGGUGAUCUGGAUGUGGUGUUUGCCUCUUCCUCCAAGUGUGGGAAGGAUAAGACGAAGUCCGUCUCUUCCACCAUCUUCUUCCACUGCGACCCUCUGGUGAAGGAUGGGAUCCCAGAAUUCAGUCACGAGACCGCCGACUGCCAGUACCUCUUCUCCUGGUACACCUCGGCCGUGUGUCCUUUGGGGGUGGGCUUCGACGGCGAGAGUGCUGGACCAGACGGGCAGGGGCACAAGGGGCUCUCGGAGCGGAGCCAGGCCGUCGGGGCGGUCCUCAGUCUGCUCCUGGUGGCGCUCAUCGGCUGCCUGUUGGCCCUGCUGCUUCACAAGAAGGAGAGGCGGGAAACCGUGAUUAACAAGCUAAGCAAUUGCUGUCGAAGAAGCUCAAAUGUGUCCUACAAAUACUCAAAGGUGAACAAAGAGGAGGAGACAGACGAGAACGAGACGGAGUGGCUGAUGGAGGAGAUCCAGCUGCCGGCCCCAAGGCUGGGCAGAGAGGGGCAGGAAAACGGCCACAUCACCACCAAGUCCGUGAAGGCGGAGGCCCUCACUUCCCUGCACGGGGAUGACCAGGACAGCGAGGAUGAGGUCCUGACCAUCCCAGAGGUGAAAGUUCACUCAGGCAGAGGAGCCGGGGCCGAGAGCUCUCAGCCCGUGAGGAACGCACAGCGGAGGGCCCUUCGGGAGAGGGAGGACGAUCGGGUGGGGCUGGUCCAAGGCGAGAAGGCCAGAAAAGGGAAGCCCAGGCCCGGACAGCAGAAGACGGGGACCUCAGCCAUGCUGGCGUCCUUCCACGACGACAGUGACGAGGACCUUUUACACAUCUAACUCCGUGGUGCCUACAGGAGCGCGUGGAGCCGUGGGACAGCCAAGCACCUCCAACCAAAUAAGACUUCUACUCGAUGCUUCUAUAGUUUGCCUUUAACAAAAACUGCUCCAAAGGGAAGAGUUUUUGUGACGGGGGGAGGGUGAAGGAGGCCGCACCACUCCUUCCUGCUGGUUUACAGGCCUCGGGACAGGCCUGCUCGAGUGGCCGGCGGGCGGUACCUCGUCCUUCCCACGCUCCGCCGCUCAGCGCUGCGCCAGGGCCGGGCCGGGCAUCCGGAGCAGCGGCCGCGUCGAGGGAGACCCUUGCUGCUUCAGACCUGUAGGGUAUCUGACCAUUACUUAGCAUCUUAAUUCUCUCCCCCUAUUUAUUGACUUCGACAAUUACUCAGGUUUGCAAAAAAGUGAAAAUAGCUCCAGUUUCUUCCUGCCGGCAGGGUGGGGUCCGCGGCGAGAGGGCGGCUGUGCGGGCGGACUUGGGGGCUCGAGCUGGCCUGCAGCGUGCGCAGAGCUGGCGAGCGAGCGCCAUUCUGUCUCUUCCUUUCUGCUUCCGUUUCUCGAGGGCACACACGGUGCACAGGGUCCCCGAGUGCCUGGGUUUGGGGGUUCGCCCGUUCUAUGCCUGUGGCUCUCUGCAGGACACCUUCAACCCCAGUGGCCGCAGCACAUUCAUCAGUAUUGCUUCCGCUGGCUGGCGAGCUCCACAGCCCACCCAAAGAUUGGCUUUGUUCUUUUGUCUUUCUGUGCCUGUGAGUAGAGUUGAGAUAUCAGAGGAAGGAACUUCUCUCCAGGUUUGGGCUGUAGGUCUCAUCUCUUCAGAGUCUCAUAAUACACCACC
Messenger RNA from Marmota flaviventris (yellow-bellied marmot), 8314 nucleotides. RefSeq names its product insulin like growth factor 2 receptor (gene Igf2r). Gene Ontology annotation, biological process: lysosomal transport. Gene Ontology annotation, cellular component: plasma membrane; trans-Golgi network; late endosome. Gene Ontology annotation, molecular function: insulin-like growth factor binding; D-mannose binding; signaling receptor activity. The record is from RefSeq and is a predicted model, not a curated record. Lineage: Eukaryota; Metazoa; Chordata; Mammalia; Rodentia; Sciuridae.